CUCUAGUCACGCUCAUUGUUGAUGUUACUGAUUGUUGAAGACUUGUUACAAUUUUACAAUUGCAUGUUUCUUUUGAUCCUCUAGCAUUAUUCCUUUCUUUGGAAAUAUCGAUUCCCUUUUUUUCCCCCUCAUUUAAUAUUAAAACUUCAAAACUCCUGACUAAACAGAUAACAAGGAGUCCCAGCUGUGGUGUAACUGUUAACAGGAUCCAGAAAUAGACUUUUCUGUUUUCAUCAAAUAAGCUCUCAUACUGUCUAUGGGAUGAAUGGAAAACAGUACUUAUCCCCCAUAUUUUGACCUCACCAUGUUUGUGAACAUAGGCAACUACUGUUACCCAGUGUUUGUCUUGUGUUUUCUGUUGUAUGCUUUUAUUAUCUCAGCUAAUCUUGUGAUUAUAGUGGUAAUAUCACGGGAGCGCACGUUACAUGAGCCCAUGUACAUUUUUAUUAUGUGUCUUUCUGUUAACUCUCUAUACGGCUCUGCUGGUUUCUUCAUCAGAUUUCUGAGAGAUCUUCUGUCUGAUACUCAUUUGAUCUCACGAGCAGCUUGUUUUACUCAGAUCUAUGUCAUUUACACCUAUGCAUCCUAUGAACUCACGCUUUUAGGUAUUAUGGCUUAUGACCGGUAUGUUGCUGUAUGUCAACCUUUACGUUACCACAACAAAAUAACUCCCAAGCUAGUCUCUAAGCUUGUAGCCUUUGCAUGGAUCUAUCCAGCCUUUUCUGUGACAGCCUGUGUUUAUCUGGCCUCCAGACUUCCACUGUGUGGAAACAAGAUACCAAAGGUGUUCUGUGCAAACUGGCCUGUUGUAAAACUGUCAUGUGUCAGUACUGCGGUUAAUAAUCUUAUUGGCAUGCUUGUGUCCACAAGCACAGUCUUUCUGCCUCUCUUUUUUGUCCUGUACACAUAUGCAAGGAUUUUCCUCAUUUGUAGGAAACGCUCUUCAGAGUUCAGAGGUAAAGUCAUACAAAGCUGUCUGCCACACAUUAUUACAUUUGUCAGUUAUUCUGUAACUGUGUUUUGUGAUGUUGCUCUCAGCAGAAUUGAUCUUGAGGAUCUUAAUCCAUUUCUAGCUGUAAUCUUAUCACUUGAGUUUGUUGUGAUUCCUCCCAUUGUGAAUCCUCUUGUGUAUGGCCUGAAGUUACCUGAAAUUAGAAAACUUAUUUUAAGAAUGUUAUCACAGUCAAAACCUGACAUAUAAACUAAUCCUCUGAAAUGGGAUUAACCCAUGCUUCAUAAGUAAGUGGUUUUAUCAAGAGUUUUUCAUCAUUACUUUAAAUUUCUGGCUGCAGUGAAGAUGUGUUACACAAAAGGUGAAUUCUAUGUUUUAAUCUGUCACUGAAAUAAGUUGUAGAGUUGCAAGACAUGUUAAUUAGGUUAGUUGGCCAAGGUGUCAAUGUGUGUGUCUGUGAAUGAUUGUUUAUCUCAAGGUAUAAACUGGUGGUGUGUUCAGGUUGUACCCCACCACUCGCUCAAUGUCAGCUGGGAUUGUU
Molecule: messenger RNA, 1493 nt
Organism: Scatophagus argus
Lineage: Eukaryota; Metazoa; Chordata; Actinopteri; Scatophagidae
Product: olfactory receptor 6N2-like
Exons: 1
Coding region: 266-1201 (311 amino acids)
Biological process (GO): G protein-coupled receptor signaling pathway
Cellular component (GO): membrane
Molecular function (GO): G protein-coupled receptor activity; olfactory receptor activity
Source: RefSeq, a predicted model, not a curated record